Cladophialophora carrionii CBS 160.54 is the source of this 1644-nucleotide messenger RNA. RefSeq lists its product as uncharacterized. NCBI's taxonomy places the organism in Eukaryota, Fungi, Ascomycota, Eurotiomycetes, Chaetothyriales, Herpotrichiellaceae. The record is from RefSeq and is a predicted model, not a curated record. The transcript is spliced from 2 exons. The coding region runs from base 1 to 1644 and encodes 547 amino acids.
AUGAAGAUCCUCAUCAUACCAUAUGAUGGUGGCAACCAGUCCCAGGCCAAUGCCUCCGAGGACGGGGUGACGCGAACGCAACAUGCUGCACGUGAAUACCACCGAAAUGCAAAGCUGCGUAGGGCGAGAACCAAAGGCCGGGUCCCAGAGGGCGACCAGCGACGGCGAAAGCCAAAGAAGGGCGGCUCUACUGGCUCCCCAGAGAUGGAGGACGGCGAGAAGCUUGCAGUCGGGCAGCAGCAGCAGCAGCCAUCUCUGCACACGCUCAUGGGAGUCAGUCGCGCCGAUCCGUUCAAGGCUGGGUGCAAUUCCGACGUCCCAGUCUACGUACACGAGAUGUUAGACCAUGCUAUCUCGUAUCAAUGGUCGGAGUUCCGGCUCUCUGAUGAUGGCGCAGGACUGAACGCCCCUAAAGCCGAGAUCAUGCAGUCCGUGAUGAAGUCCCCUCAAGCAUGGUAUGCCGUGAUUUUCGCCGGGGCUACUCACGACGCAUACCAACACGGUGCGUUUGGAGUGCCGAAGCAGAACGAGCAGCUCAGGCUGUAUUACAAGACAAAGGCCAUCGAAGCGCUGCUGGAGGACAUUGGCCAGAACGGCGAUAUGGUAUCCGAGGAGACCCUACUGAGCAUGAUCGUUCUAGCUUCCCACGGGACCGGUGAGAAGCUCCGGGGCGCAGACUCGGCCAAGCGGCGAGACCUGCGCCUGCCUUUCGUGCCCCAUGUGCAUGGUGUGGAAUACUACUCGGCCAUGGACACCGGUUCGGAGCAUCUCAACGCCGUGUACUCGCUGGUGGACAAAAGGGGAGGUCUUCGAUCGAUCCGGCUGAGAAGCCUGGCCAUCUGUAUCCAAUUGUACGACAUCUAUGCCUCUUGGAAGAAGUUAGAGCCUCCUCAUUUUGACCUCCUGGCGCCAACAACCUACGCCAUCAGUCUGAGAGCCCACAAAUCCGAUGCUGUCGCCUGCGAGUUGCUCAAGGAGCAUACGGCUGGCUUUCACGCGUUACUCAGCACUUACACCACCCUUGAUCGCCUCGUCGAGAUCGCCGAACAUGCGAGUAUCUUCUCGGCAGACUUCGACCAACUGAUCCGGUGCUACAGUCUUCCCAAAGAGCAACGGGGUCAGGGCACGCCCAACAUUGCGCUUGUGAAAUUCACUCGCUGGUGCGUGCUCCAUGAUAUCCUGAUGCUCCCUGUAUCGGAGACCUAUCAUGUCCUUGAGCCGGAGCACACGGUUUCUGAGAUCUGUCGCCUCAUUUUGCUGGCAUAUGCUGUCUUCGCAAUUGUGCCUAUGUUGCCCGAAACCAAGAUACACGAGCGGUUGGCCGAAAGGAUCGAACGCAUCCUUCACGACGCUGUCGAGCUGGCGAUCCCCGCGAGACACCCGGAACUGUUCCUCUGCGCCGCGGGCUGGGGUUUCAUGUGUGCGCACAAGGCCGUCGGUCUUCGCAAGCUAGGGAAGCUGCUGCGGAGUUUCGUCGCGUUCUUAGAGUACCAGGACGUGGUGAAGCUGCAGUCGGACGAAUGGCCGGCCGUUGUGGACGUUAUGGGGUCCUUCCUGUGGCUAGACUCUUACUGUGAGGAGCCCGGCCAAAAGUUCUGGGCGUGCGCGUGUGGCAUUGCACAGAAGUACUUUACGAGGGACUAA